AUGGCGGCAAGUGGCAGUACUAGAAGACGUAGUUGUAAAGGCUAUUCAACAAAUACAAUGUUAUUGAGUCAGAGAGUUGUAUUAAAUAUUGGUGGACAACGUUUUCAUACCUACUUUGGAACACUUACUGCUAUACCACAUACGCGACUGUGUUGGUUGGCGCAAAAACAUCCAUUCUCACCCGAGUAUGAUCACGCAAAUGAGGAAUAUUUCUUUGAUCGUAAUGCAGUGAUCUUUAACGAAGUGCUAAACUAUUAUCGUACAGGACAACUGCACUGCCCGACUCACAUUUGUGCCUUGCAGUUUGCGGAGGAGCUCGGUUUUUGGGGAAUUAACCCACAAAACAUGGAACCAUGUUGUUGGGUACAUUACAAGAAUCAUAUCAAGAAUCAAAAGUCUUUACAGUCUUGUGCUAAAGAGAAGCAGGAAAUUACAGCGUCUACUGUCUUUGAUGUGCAUGGAGGCAAUGCACAAGCGUCAAGUGAAGCGUGUGCUGAUAAGAUCGCUGUGAUGUGGAAGAAAUACAAGAAAAUGGCUUGGACAGUUUUGGAAAAACCGAACUCGACAACUGCAUCAAAGGUAAGAUGUGGAUUCUAA
This is a messenger RNA of Paramuricea clavata, 597 nucleotides long. The record is from the annotation of a GenBank genome assembly. NCBI's taxonomy places the organism in Eukaryota, Metazoa, Cnidaria, Anthozoa, Malacalcyonacea, Plexauridae.